Molecule: messenger RNA, 1926 nt
Organism: Exophiala viscosa
Lineage: Eukaryota; Fungi; Ascomycota; Eurotiomycetes; Chaetothyriales; Herpotrichiellaceae
Product: oxidoreductase
Exons: 2
Coding region: 1-1926 (641 amino acids)
Molecular function (GO): oxidoreductase activity, acting on the aldehyde or oxo group of donors, NAD or NADP as acceptor
Source: RefSeq, a predicted model, not a curated record
AUGAUAUCCGCAAACACCACACUUGAAGAGCGCAUUUCCGUAUUGCUCUUGCCAGAGCGUGCGUGGCCGUAUCUACUUUCUGUCGUUGUGCUGUCGAUCCUGUCGAUACUGAUCGUAAACACCUUCGUUGAUGUGAACAACGAACAGGCCAUUCGCUACACAGUCAAAGUCCCCGCACAACUGCAGAAGGACUAUCAGUGGGAUUCCAGCGAUAGUGGUCAAACAUCCCACGCCGAGGACAUCAUUACUCGCGAUGGUCGUAUCCAACCGCGAUGCCCUGCCGAUGGCCGCACUCUAGGCCCGCCCAUUGAUCCUGCUGCCCCUUCAGACAUAGAUUCUGCGAUUUCCAGUGCCUCUCAAGCCCAGAAACAAUGGGCGCAGACAUCUUUCUCGGAGCGACGGAAAGUCCUCCGCACCCUCCACCGAUAUGUCCUCGAUCAUCAAGAAGAAAUCGUGACAGCUUGUUGUUUGGACAGUGGUAAGACCAAGAUUGAUGCUUGCUUCGGUGAAAUACUGGUCACUGCCGAGAAGCUCCAAUGGACCAUAAAGCAUGGCGAGAAAGCAUUGCGACCGUCGAAAAGACCGACAAAUCUGCUUUAUAGCUCCAAAGCAAACACUGUCGUUUACGAGCCUUUGGGCGUGGUGGCAGCCUGCGUGAGCUGGAAUUAUGCAUUCCACAAUUUCAUUUCCCCUGUCAUUUCCGCCCUUUUCGCAGGCAAUGCGAUCGUGGUCAAGCCCAGCGAACAGACUUGUUGGAGUACCUUCUACUUCACCGACCUCAUCCGAGGAGCAUUGCAUAGUUGUGGCCACGAUCCGCAGCUUGUUCAGAAUGUCAUUUGCCUUCCAGAGGUGGCAGAUUACUUCACAAGUCAUCCUGGCUUGAGCCACAUUACUUUCAUCGGCAGUAGAGAGGUUGCGCACAAGGUAUGCACAUCAGCUGCGAAAGCGCUCACUCCCGUGACUGUGGAGCUGGGGGGAAAAGACCCAGCCAUUGUGCUUGAUGAUCCCAAGACAGUCAGGGAUGUCGAGGGCGUGACACCCAUCCUCAUGCGCGGAGUAUUCCAGUCCGCCGGACAGAACUGCGUUGGCAUUGAGCGAAUCAUUGCUCUACCGGGUGUUCACAACCUCAUUCUGAACGGUGUUCGCGACAAAAUCCAGAACAUGCGUCUGGGCUCGGUGCUGCUUGAUAAGAAAACACCGGACAUGGGAUCGAUGAUCUCGUCUCGCAACUUUGACCUACUCGAAAGACUCAUUGCCGCUGCCGUUGCACAAGGCGCCAAUCUACACUGUGGUGGAAGACGGUACAACCACCCUAACCAUCCCCAUGGUCAUUAUUUCCAGCCGACCCUGCUCAGUGAUGUUACAGUCGACAUGGAGAUUGCGCAGACAGAACUGUUCGCACCAGUCUUUGUACUCAUGAGAGCUCAGAGUGUGGAUGAAGCCAUAGAGAUUGCGAAUUCGACCAAUUAUGCUCUGGGCGCCAGUGUCUUUGGGUAUGAUUGGUCUGCAGUGUCCAAAUGUGUUCGGGGAGUCAAGGCCGGUGGGGUUGCCGUCAACGACUUUGGCUCCUUCUAUGCAUGUUCCAUGCCUUUUGGCGGUGUCAAAGGGUCGGGAUAUGGCCGCUUCGGUGGCGAAGAGGGCUUGAGAGGUCUGUGCAACGUGAAAAGCAUUUCUGAAGAAGCUGGAUGGGCGAAAAUGCUGGGGAUUUCUCAGCAGAUCCCGCCAAAGUUGCAGUACCCUGUGAGUGAAAGUGGAUGGGAAAUUUGCAAAGGCGUUAUCGGUACGGGGUACUCAAUAGGGUGGAUGGAAUGGGUUUCAAGCCUCGUCGGACUUGUGUCCGUUUUGAUGAGGAGCGAGGAGACCAAGUCUGUCAGAAGCACAGGCACGCUAAGUGGUAAAGAAUCUCUGUUGACGAAAGACUGGUAA